CGCGUGUGUGCGUGCGUCUGUGUAUAACAACAGUAGUGUAACGCUAGAAAAGUCAAAGGUACGUCAGUGCGCGUUGUUGUUUUUGUUGUCGCUGUCGUCCUUGUCUCCGCUACCGUUAAUAUUAUUGUUGUCGUUAACCCGUUUGUCGUCGUCGUCGUCGUAGUCGCUAGCGGUUUCGGUGGUUUCGCGACGACGUCGGUAGGCACCCGAUCUCGCGUAUGGCCGCCAUACUUGUCUCGUCCAAUGUCGACAACAACCACUGUUGACGUUGCUCUAUUGCGUUGUCGUCGUCGUCGCCGCCGCCACCGCCGAUGGAUAGACCAUCCGCGAUUGUCCCGGCGGGACCGGCCGCGACUCCGUCUGCAGCCCCAGCCCCGGCAGGGUCGAGCAAGGGAUGCGGCGUCCCGGGAUGCCGAAAAACCAGCCAAAAGUGGUGUUGCGGCACCGAACAGUGUCCGAUGUGCCAUAGAUUCCGCAAGUUGUUCCACUGCAAGACCUGUGUUGGGAAUGGCGACUUUGGACACUCAUCGGCCUUCGACAAGGGCAGGUUUUUCAAAAAACAAAUGAAAUAUCAAAGUAUUGUCUAUAGUUCUAAUUUGUUCAAAAAUGAUUGUGCUAAUAUGUUUUCAAAAAGACAGUGUACUACUUUGAAGAAAACAGAAACUUCAAUAUUACAAGAAAAAAUUAGAUUAUUAAAACUUGCUAUAUCGGACAAAAACAAAACCUUAACAGAUAAAAAAAAUCAACUAAAAAAAAUUAAAUUAGAAAUAGAUAAUCAAAAAUCAAGAGUUGAUCGAUAUGGAAGACGUGUAGUGCGAUUAGAAGAUUUUACCAAAGGUCAAUUAUCAGUUUUAAAUGAUAAAAAAAAUGAACUAUUUGCUAUUAGACCCAAUUUAAAGAAUGUAAUUCAAACACGUGUUAAUCAGCUUGUUACUCAUAUAUUCUCAUUGAAUGAAGUACAUCCAACUAUUUUACAGAAUGAAGAAUUGGAAGCUACUAAUAGUAAUAAUAGUUUAAGUCAUGCAUUAGCGGAAGCUUCAAAACUAACGUAUGUAUGCGGUCAAUGGGUAGAUACUUGUGAAGAAUGGUCGAGGCAAACAGAACUUGGUUACCGCAUCGUAGCACCCACUCUUCCAGCAAAUGGAGACUACUCUGCAUAUAAUGAAUGGGUUUCAGAUAAGAAUAGGGAUUAUGCAUUUCAUCAAACUUUUGUUGAACCAAAUCCUGCGUGCACAAUAAGUGCUGCUCUUACAUAUACCUCGCAGUUAGUAAAGCAACUUUCCUUUUUUAUAGACGUUUUUUUACCUAGACGUCCAAAUUUUAGGUACUGUAAUCGUGAAUUUUGUGGUAAUGAGCUGAAUGAAACAAAAUUUGCAAAAUAUGUUACCCACUUGAAUGCUAACAUACUUUACUUGUGCUUUUCACAAAAUGUUGACCCUAAAUUACUACAUCCUGAUCACACAUUAAAAAAUUUGCUGCAACUAUUGGAUACAUCUGUUAGUGAUCUAGGAAGGGUGGAUCCACCAGAUAUUGAUAGUAAACUAUGCAAUGCAUUCGAAGAAAAGAUAACUUUUCAAUUGUUUUCAUUUACUGGAGACUCGGACUCUGAAGAAGACAAUUAUUAUGAAUGGGAAGCUGUACCAAAUGUGGAAUACCCUGCAGAUCAUACUCAAUUGUCAUCACAGUCUGCAAGUAGUGUUGUUAGAGCAGGCCUUGUAGCUAGUACAGCAGCCAGUUUAGCCUCCAUGUGGCGUGGUUGGACUAAAUAAUAAGUGAUAAAUUCUAAUUGACAAACGUUUUCUUCUUUAUUGUAUUAUCUAAAAAUCCCACAAAUUUGCACUUGCCUAAGAUUAUUUUUGUGCACAUCACAAAUUUCAUCAUCUGAAACAGUGCAAAUUUAGAUAGCAAAUACAAUCUAUUUGUUUAGAUAUUAUACUAAACCUCAGCUUUUUAUUUUUUUAAAUUUAUGUUAUAUUAAUUAGGAACAGAGUAAAAUGUAUUUUGUUGUUACCAAAAUUGUAUUAUACCUAUAUUAUUC
This is a messenger RNA of Rhopalosiphum maidis (corn leaf aphid), 2038 nucleotides long. RefSeq names its product beclin 1-associated autophagy-related key regulator (gene Atg14). Lineage: Eukaryota; Metazoa; Arthropoda; Insecta; Hemiptera; Aphididae. Gene Ontology annotation, cellular component: extrinsic component of omegasome membrane; extrinsic component of phagophore assembly site membrane; autophagosome. Gene Ontology annotation, biological process: mitophagy; autophagosome assembly; cellular response to starvation. Bases 312 to 1769 code for a protein of 485 amino acids. The transcript has 9 exons. The record is from RefSeq and is a predicted model, not a curated record.